CUGUAUCUGGUAAUGUUCUUCAACUCCUCUUUCUUCUCAUAACCUCUUUCUACCCUUACAAUGCCACCCUCAACCCAUCCUCAAUCUCGCUCCAAACCUCUCCUCAACAUGGACUCCGACCCGGCGUCAUGGCUGAACUUCUCUCUUCCGCCACGCGCAAGAUCAGGCGCGGGUGUCCCCGGCUCUGGCGUCCCUGGUCCACCACGCAGGAGCAGGAAAGGUGGCGAGGGCUGGCGAGGUGGGGUAUUGAGUAGAGAAAAGUACCUCAAUGCUUCAUUCAAGUUUGUCUUAAAACCGAGCGAGGCGUUGUCUUAUGGAGCGCAUUUCGCUGAUCCAGAUAUAUCGUUACACUGGCCCAACAUCUUGCAGAUACUUGUCCCGACGUUCAGCGCGCUGUCAGUAGCUCAAGGGUAUGUAUCCGAGCCGCAUGCUGAAGGUGGUUAUACAUCACAUGAUUUGGAGGAGAUGGGCGAGGAAGCAGCAGAGCGGCGGCGGCGGAUGGAGGAGGAGAAGCGGGGGAGGAUGUGCCCUAUUUGCUUGGGCAAACCAGUGGCAGGGAGGAUGACGAAGUGUGGACAUAUCUUCUGCUUUCCCUGUAUUCUACACUACAUCCAACUCUCUGACAUUCCGAAAUCUGCGAAAUGUCCGAUAUGUGGAGAUAUGGUCCAGUCAAAUGCGCUCAAGAGUGUAAAGUAUCUCGACGCAGAGGCAAUGUUAGAGUCUUCCACGCAUGCCACCAGUGACGCCUUCGAAGCUUCACUCGAAGAAGCCAAAAGGCUCGAUUCGGGAGAUCGUCAUGACAAACGACAUCGACUUCACAUGCGCUUGAUUCAACGUCCCCAGAUGACUACUCUUGCUUUGCCUUCCUCUUCGACCUGGCCUUCCGACGCUGUACCCCCGCACACCGCACCGUGGUAUUUCUUGCCCGAUAUUAUCACUUAUAGCCGGUACAUGCUGGCUACACCUGAGUAUAUGGGCAAGGAACUAGAACGGGAGAUGAAAGAGUUGGGGGGAGAGUGGGAACUGCUAAGAGGGGAUGAGCUGGGAAGGGUGUUUGUCAAGGCUGCGAUGGACAAGGUUGAGCGGCAGAUGAUCAAGGUGAAAGAAGAGCUUGAGACGGAGUUGGUUAGAAGGUCUGAGAGAAAAGGAAGAGAGGCGUGGAGUUCGGCGAUCGGCGGGGAUAAGAAAGAGAAAGAGCAACAGAAGGAGAGGGAAAGGAAAGAGCAAGAACGGAUGAAGCGAGAGAAACAGCAAGACAUUGGAGCGGUCCCUGUGGAAUUCCUUGCGAACCAACAAACUACAUUUGAUAACUCUGCCAAUAUAAAUAUCCCUCCAAAUCUCCCUGUCGAACCGAACCCGAUGCCACCCAUGCCUCGAGAUAAAAAAUCUCGUCGCCGACUUAACCCUGUUCCACCUCCUCAGUCUGUCCCUCCUGCUCCGUCAUACUACUUUUAUCAAUCCUCCCUUGGCGCAAAUGUAUUCUUACAUCCACUCGACAUCCGCAUGUUGCUCGCCCACUAUGGAUCAUACAAUCUCUUUCCUUCCAGCAUGACCUUUGAAACAACGGGCUAUGAUCCUGGGACGAUUAACGACGAUCUCCGUAAACGGUGCAAAUACCUCUCUCAUCUUCCUCUCGGCUCCGAAAUUGUCUUUGUUGAAACCAAUCUGGCCGAACUUGUCUCCUCUACCAUCCUGGCCCAAUUCGAGCAACCUCUCAAAGCGCGUAGACAAAAACGCAGAGACAAGGUGCGAAAGGAAGAUCGGGCAAAACAAAAAUGGGAAAAGGCCGAACGGUCAAAAACGGCAGAGGAGCUACAGAGUGUCAGGAGCGUACCGAGCGCGUUUGUGCGCGGUGGGGUGGAAGAGGAUAGGGAGUUGGAAUUGGCGUUGGCAAGGUCGGCGGUGGAGUUUGAGCAAAAUUUCCCGGUGGCGUACCCCCAACCUGGGAUAGCGUCUUCCCCACCUCGAUCGGGGUCUUGGGGUCAGACUCCAAUCCAAACCCAGAGCGAGAGCCAGCAAGACCAACAGAGGAGUUUUGCAACAGCCCUUCAUCAGAGGUACGACCCUUCUCUCUCGAGGUCGAGGAGGGAAGUCGAUCCCGAGGUGGAUGCGUUGUGGCAGCAGUUUGAGUCGACGGAUGUGCAUUUGGAGCCGAGUAUGGGUGCGAAUGCCGGCGCGGGUACCGGAGCAGGUGUGAGAGAGAGUGAGAGAGGGAAUGGGAGGAAGAAGAAGGAAAAAGGAAAAAAGCUGAUCUUGGGUGGGGGUGGACGUCGGGCGUGAAAGAUGGGUCAGAAGUCAUAAAGUAUAGUCAUUAGAUAAACUAUCAUAUCAUCAGUCUGUUGUUAAGCAUUUUUGAGCAGCAUCUUAUCUUCUCUGUCGCAAGAGGUCUCCGCAGCUGCAGCUGAAUUACCACCUCGGUAUGGUCUUAUAUAAUUACGUAAUGUAGAU
This is a messenger RNA of Cryptococcus deneoformans JEC21, 2448 nucleotides long. Its product is annotated as alkylbase DNA N-glycosylase, putative. The transcript is spliced from 3 exons. Lineage: Eukaryota; Fungi; Basidiomycota; Tremellomycetes; Tremellales; Cryptococcaceae. The record is from RefSeq and is a predicted model, not a curated record. The coding region runs from base 61 to 2280 and encodes 739 amino acids. Gene Ontology annotation, molecular function: transcription cis-regulatory region binding; metal ion binding. Gene Ontology annotation, biological process: positive regulation of transcription by RNA polymerase II.